Molecule: messenger RNA, 1986 nt
Organism: Pomacea canaliculata
Lineage: Eukaryota; Metazoa; Mollusca; Gastropoda; Architaenioglossa; Ampullariidae
Exons: 13
Coding region: 364-1986 (540 amino acids)
Source: RefSeq, a predicted model, not a curated record
UCCUGAGUCAUGCUCCUGUCUUAUCUGCUCUGACAGGUGCAGCCAGAAGGUCGCAGACAAUGGAAUGUACUGCUAUUCGCUGACUUUAUCACCUGUUGGAAUGGCGGCUUGGUAGAGUGGACGUACAUUCGUUGAACUAUAGGGAACAUGAUUAGAGACUCAUCCCUCUCCACCUUACUCCCCACCCCUACUACGAGGGAAAGUGGCAUGUGUGUGGCUGUGGGCACUUCGCUCACAACAUCGGCUGUUUGGCGGCUGACAAGACGACUGGCUAACAGCGCCACUACAUAGAGAUGAAUUCAGUUCACUCAAAGAACGAAGUCCAACUGUGACAACUUUUUCGCCGUCAUCUUAAGCAUCUCAAUGAAAGGUUUUGUCUGGAGAUGGAUGGUGGCACUGUGUGUGUUCACCGAAAUCGUCGCCGCCGGCCAACACAAUGUUCCAUGGACAAACGAGAGGAACAUCGCUAAAGAAGCAACCUGCGCAAACAGCAAUGUUCGGUAUGUGAACGGCAUCGGCCGAGAAUGCAGAUUCCUUGUAAAUGGAGAUAAAGAAAGCAGUGAUUAUGACAACAGAAGAAACUGCUUCCAAACUAAUCAUCAGAACGAUUUUCCUCAUUUUUUGACUUUUACUCUGCAACAGAAAUAUCCCAUUCACAGACUGGUCUUCUACGCAAAUGAGAAUAGGUUAGACAGAAUGGAUUGUUUACAAGUCUACUUCGAUGACGAAGUCAUCUCUACAUUCCCCAAGAACACUAAGGAACGCAUCCUCUACCUGAAUAGAUCAGAAAGCGAGAGUCGAAACGUACAAAUUCUUCACUUCAACAGAACAUGCAAGACCGGCGGAGACGAGAUGCCGGUCAUAAACUUCUGCGAGUUGGAGAUUUACACGUGCGUUCUAAAGAAGUGGGGUCCACGUUGUGAUCAACCGUGUCAUCCCAGGUGUAUAACGUGCUCAGACGAUAGUGAAAAAUGCCUAGAUUGCACAAAUGAUUAUUGGGGUCCGAACUGUUCGCAUCUGUGUAGUAGGACAUGUAAUGGAACGGACCAGGAAGGCUACUGUGAACAUAUCACUGGUAAAUGUGAGAAAGGUUGCCGUCGGGGGUACUGGGGACACAACUGCACUAACGCCUGUGGACAAGGAUGUGGAAACACGUGCAACCCCAGCGAUGGGACGUGUGAUUGUCGUCACGGCUGGAAACCUCCAAGGUGUGAAGUGCCAUUAUGCACUUGUGGAGAAGCAGAAUGUGGCGGAGACAACAAAUACGUGUUCUCCGAGCUUCCCCGUAAAAUAAACGUCGCAGUCGGUAAAAACUCUACUGCAAGUACAACUCUAGAGGAUCCUAAACCUGUUUCUGGUCCGGCUUGUCUUGCUAAUAAUGGCAAGACACAGUCAACCAUGUUACCCAUAUCUGCAAGUGCUCCCGAAUGCAUGUCCACUGCUGAAGGUGAUCUUAAACCUUUCUGGCAAGUCGACCUGGGGGAGCAGUAUGUAAUUGCUGGAAUCUUAAUUGAUUGGGACAACCAGAUGAAAGCUAUAUAUGGAAUCAGAGUGAUUCUGGAUGGUAGACAGCUUUACUAUACCGAGCACCCAAUGAAUGACCCAUUUGAUUUGGCUACAAAUGAUCUCGGUCAAGUUGUGAGGCUGCAGCGAGCAAUGUUUAGGGACAACAAACAGUGGGACGAUCCGCUAUUAAGGAUUUGCGAAGUUGAAGUUUACACCUGUCGGCCAGGAUAUUACGGCCCUGACUGUCUAGGAAUCUGCGACAGGCCAGUCUGUGAUAAUUUACAGAUUGCAGUCGCAUUGACGGGUCAAUGCCCAAAGGACCGCAGUGACCACGCAGGACAGAAUUUGGUUCAGCAGCAGCAGCAUGAGGUUGACCACCACACACAGGCUUCGUACUCACCAUCCACUGUACGACUCCUUGCUGACUUCCAAAACACAAAUCCAGACAUUCGACACAAGAGUUUAGGGAAACACUCAUAA